AUGGUAGUAGCUGUUGGCAUAUCGGCCUAUAUGCUGUUCGACCCCGCUCCAUGGCUUGUCAGCCUGAUGGAGCUAACAGACAUGUCAUCAAGCUUCCGUAUCUUCAUUCUGGUGCUCGCGACUGGAGGAUUUGCCUGUUCGUAUCUUGCCGAAAGAGUUGUUUUCCCUCCUCUUGCCAAGUGGAUCGGCAAGGCCAACGCCAGACUGCGACCUAGUCACCAAAAGAAGAGAAAGGAAUACAAGCUCAUUGCAGAGAGCAUGCGCAUUUGA
Molecule: messenger RNA, 270 nt
Organism: Aureobasidium vineae
Lineage: Eukaryota; Fungi; Ascomycota; Dothideomycetes; Dothideales; Saccotheciaceae
Source: the annotation of a GenBank genome assembly